Molecule: messenger RNA, 1104 nt
Organism: Ostrinia furnacalis (Asian corn borer)
Lineage: Eukaryota; Metazoa; Arthropoda; Insecta; Lepidoptera; Crambidae
Product: omega-amidase NIT2
Exons: 5
Coding region: 189-1019 (276 amino acids)
Biological process (GO): oxaloacetate metabolic process; L-glutamine metabolic process
Cellular component (GO): mitochondrion
Molecular function (GO): omega-amidase activity
Source: RefSeq, a predicted model, not a curated record
GUCAUUGUGACAUUGUCAUUUGCCGAAGUUUUUCUAUUUCCUCUUCAGUUUCAGAAAGUUUGUUUUUGUGAUAAACUGUGAUAAUAAAUCCUUUUAUCUGUAUAACUAAUCAGAAAUAUGCUCAAAAGAGGUAAAAUUUGAUACUAGAUAUAUUAGAAUAGCUCUCGUUUAGUUGCGUGUUUGUCAAUAUGUGUGAUCUUACUUCUACUGACGCGGUGCACUGGCGGUUUAGGAAGAAUCCCCCCGUCGUUGGUGGAGGAGGCAGCGUUGGAGGCUUGAAGAUAGCUCUGGUGCAGAUGGCGGUGGGCCCGGACAAAGCCAAGAACGUGGCGGCCGCCGUCAAGGAGAUCCACAAGGCCAAGAAAGAUGGCGCGCAACUUGUGGCCUUGCCGGAGUGUUUCAACUCGCCUUAUGGGACCAAAUUCUUCGACGAGUAUGCAGAGGAAGUGCCUUCUGGGGAAACAUGCCGCGCUCUAUCCCGGGCGGCGGCCGAAAACGGUGUUUGCGUGGUGGGCGGCACCGUGCCCGAGCGAGUCGGCGGUGACCUUUACAACACCUGCACCGUGUGGGACGCCAGCGGGAAACUACUAGCUCAGCACAGGAAGGUACACCUAUUCGACAUAGAUAUUCCGAACAAGAUAACGUUCAAAGAGUCCGAAGUCCUUUCGGCUGGAGACCAGAUCACCACGUUCGAAUUCAACGGCGUCAAGAUCGGGCUCGGCAUCUGCUACGACCUGCGCUUCGGCGAGAUGUCGCACAUCAUGGCACAAGAAGGCUGUUCCCUGCUAAUCUACCCGGGGGCCUUCAACAUGACGACCGGCCCCCGCCAUUGGGAGCUUCUAGGGCGGGCGCGCGCCAACGACCACCAGCUGUGGGUGGCGCUAGUGAGCCCCGCGCGCGACACCAGCGCCGGCUACGUCGCGUGGGGCCACUCCACACUUGUGGACCCCUGGGGGGCCGUCGCUGCCAAGCUAGAUGAGAAGCAAGGCACGCUGCUGGCUGAUAUUGGUGAGCAAUGAAUAAUGAUACAGUUGCCUUAAGUAUGGGAGCUUCGAGGGCGGGCGCGCGCCAACGACCACCAUCUGUGGGUGGCGCUAGCAGAGU